GGGCCCGACGCCCAUCCCACUCACUCAUUCCCAUUCCAAUUCCCCUCACACCCGAUUCCCGACGACGAGCUCCCCUCCUCCUCCUGCUCGGUGCUCGCAGCAGCAGCCAUGGCGGCCGCGAACCAGCUCAACGCCCUCGUCUCCAACAUGUUCGCCACGGGUUUGCUGGACGAGCAGUUUCAGCAGCUGCAGAUGCUCCAGGACGCGAGCGCGCCGGACUUCGUCUCCGAGGUCGUCACCCUCUUCUGCGACGACGGCGAGCGGAUCAUCGGCGAACUCACCAAGCUGCUGGAGAAGCCCAGUGUGGAUUUUAACAGGGUGGACGCCUUCGUGCAUCAGCUCAAGGGAAGCAGUGCUAGUAUUGGUGCUCAGAAAGUGAAGAACACUUGCAUUCAGUUCCGUGAGUUCUGUCAGCAGAAGAGUAGAGAUGGGUGCCUCAAGACACUGGAUUCAGUGAGGAGUGAAUUCUAUGAUCUGCGCAGCAAGUUUCAGACUAUGCUUCAGCUGGAGCGGCAGAUCCAGGGCUUCUACUCCAAGUAAAUUGGAGUGGCAGAAUGGAGCGACAUGUUCAGACGAUGAAUGCACCUUUAAUAUCUUAGAGCAUGCUCAGUUAGCUCCAAGAUUGGCUUCUGGGAAGUCUGUAAUAGCUUAGCAACAAGAUUAGUGUUGACACCUUUUUUACUGUAGCUAUCGUAAGUGUCUGUGCUGGGUGAUCGAUCUCCUGCAAGCAUUUGCAGGCCAUCUGGUUACUCAUUGUAGUCGCUCUUAAUCUCGUAAGAGCUCAACAGCUAUGCGGUUUUGGCUGAAAUCGCAUAGUGCUGGUUGGCAUGGGGUCGUCGUGUCGUGGUGGUGGUAUAUGGUGAAGAAACAAAACAAUGCUAUGUGUUAUCGAUAUGUUUGUUAUCUAUCAAUAUGUUCGUUCUGUGA
Molecule: messenger RNA, 927 nt
Organism: Phragmites australis (common reed)
Lineage: Eukaryota; Viridiplantae; Streptophyta; Magnoliopsida; Poales; Poaceae
Product: histidine-containing phosphotransfer protein 1-like
Exons: 6
Coding region: 109-540 (143 amino acids)
Biological process (GO): phosphorelay signal transduction system; phosphorylation; cytokinin-activated signaling pathway
Cellular component (GO): cytoplasm; nucleus
Molecular function (GO): histidine phosphotransfer kinase activity; protein histidine kinase binding
Source: RefSeq, a predicted model, not a curated record